Messenger RNA from Metarhizium acridum CQMa 102, 2907 nucleotides. The record is from RefSeq and is a predicted model, not a curated record. Lineage: Eukaryota; Fungi; Ascomycota; Sordariomycetes; Hypocreales; Clavicipitaceae.
AUGUCGGGCGACAAUCAAAAUACGGAGGCUCAGGCCGAUGAUGGCAUUAGACGGCGUAUCAAAGUCCAAGACGAAUUCCCCGGAAACUCGGAAAAUGAUCCUUCAAUACAAGUCUCUUUGAGUAGGCCACAUAUUACAAAACAUUCGAGGCCGCGCCUGGAAAGUCGUCGUAGCUCCGCCAUGAGUAUUGCGCAGAUCGAUCAGGUGCUCUCAGACGAUGACAUGGAUGAAGACACUUGUGGAGUCUCCGAGGUCCGCGAGGGACUGUUUGAGGCUACAUUUCUUAAGCCACUACAUCCUAAUGUAACGGAUCUCUUGGAGCGUUCAAAGACUACGUUGCCGGCACAAUUUGACAAGUCAAACCCAUUAGCGCCAAAGUACUUCAUCUCGCGACAGUGGCAUCAAUUUAAUUCUCUUUUUCGUCGGAUAGCAACUACGAGAGAAGGGAUUCGACUCUUCAAGACGUUUACAGCCUUCUUCAUUGCAUAUUGUCUUUGUCUGGCGCCCAGCGUAAGAGAUUGGCUCGGCCCUUACAAUUACAUGAUGGUUAUAUCCGUCAUUCUCAACCACCCAGCUCGCACCCUAGGAGGCCAAAUCGAGGGCACGGUUCUUACUAUUGUGGGAACAGCUAUAGGCAUAGGCUGGGGUAUACUAGGUCUCCUCUUGUCAACUUCUACUGUUGCCGCCAGCGCUGGCUACGGCGGCAUCUUGGCCAUGUUUCUUGCGCUGUUCAUGCUUGCCUUGGCUUGUAUUCGUGCCUUCUUUAUCAGGUUCUAUCAAGCAGUUCUCUGUGCUGGAAUAGCAAUCAUGUUCGCGACGUUGGCGAACACAAACAGCCAAAACGUCAUCUGGGAUAAUUUACGCAGUUACGCUGUUUCCUGGCUUUUUGGACAAGUCAUUGCAUUGGUUAUUAAUGUUCUAAUAUUUCCAGACGCAGGUUCCAGAGCUCUGGCCACGGCGUUACAUCAAGCGUUUGACACAAUGCAGGUUUGUGCAAAUUCUUCCUAUGGAAAGGCUAUAAUUUGGCUGAUUAUGCAUCAGGAAGCCCUCGAUCUCUCGGACCAACCGUGUGGCAUGAGACCGAGGCGGCGAUUAGCCGAUGCCUUUGUGAAUCUCUCGGAGGCGUAUAGAGAUAUGAAGAUCAAUAUUACGGUCUCAAGAUUCAGACCAGACGAUGUUGAACAAUUGCGCAACAAAAUGCAAGCUGUGAUACGAGCACUACUGUCGCUUCAAACUGAACCUGAGCUUCUGCACGAGUCACACUCAGAUCAGGGCUGUGUGGUCAUCGUGGAUCGGCCGGAUUCUGACAAUGUCGACGAACAGUCUUCCCAUUCAAGCCCAAAUAUUAAUUUUGCUGUCCAAACGGCGUCGGAUGACAUGAUGCGCAAUGUCGUUGAACCUCUCCGAGCUCCAACAAAAGACCUCCUUUAUAGCUUGAAGGAAGGUCUACGAUGUUGUGACGCCGUGCUAAUGGAUCUGUCUGGGUACAGAAAGCACCUGGGCCCAUCAGAAGUAGUUUCUUCGGACCUUGCACCAGUUCAAAUACGAACAAAGAUUGUAGUCGCUGCUUUUGACACUGUAGAAUCAACCAUUCUGCACUCAAAUGAUACGCCCGUAUCUUCAAUUCAUGAUGCUAACGUGGUACAUCUCUUGGUUUUUGCAAGGCGUGCCCGGGAAACCAUUGCGACAGUCGAGGCUCUUAUGGACCAAGUCGCCUCAAUGCAACGGGUACCAGACUGGCCUCGCGCGUAUUUGCCGUCUUAUCCUAUUUGGAAAGCAAUUCAUCGAACCAACGCUCAGGUACGUCAUGAUCGAGGCGGUGUCACUGCGGGGUAUUAUCAGAAGACAUUUGUAGAAAUCGCUAGGCUGCUUGAGAAGAUCAAGUCCCUGGACUACAAGGCGAUAUCGCGGGUUCAACAUGGGCAGGCUCAAGAAGGACCACAAGCUGAAUUUGACCGCUCCAUGACGAACUCCGAUGCGGUUAUUGCCCAAGUUUCUAAAAAGAGAAAGUCGCGAUAUAAGAUCUGGACAGUGCUGUACCGGCUUCAAGGUUUUGAAAGUAGAUAUGCUUUCAAAGUCUGCCUCGUCACAUCCCUCUUGUCAGUACCAUCAUACCUUCCUCAAAGUAAUGAAUGGUGGGAUUACUACCAGGUGUGGUGGGUAGUUGUAGUGGGCUGGGCAGUCAUGCAUCCGCAAAUCGGCGGAAAUAUACAAGAUCUAGCAACUAGGUCCGGUGUAGCUAUUCUAGGAGCAACUUGGAGUGGGAUAGGAUACGCCGCUGGGGGUGGAAGCCCGUACGUUAUGGGCGUCUUUUCGGCUUUGUACAUGGCGCCCAUGCUCUAUCGAUAUACUAUAAGUUCUCAUCCAGUUCUCACCCGCCACGAAAUUCGACUGCGCGCGCCAUUCGACCCUCUUCCAUAUUCCGGACUGGCAGACGCAUGCGAAAGAUUCUUUGAUCACCUAAUCACCGUUCGCCGGUCCGCCCUGUUCUACAACCCACGCUAUAUCAGAGACUACCCCCUGGCCGCCGAACAACUCCUCAGUUACCGUCGCGAUGCUGUAGCCGCCAUCUUGGGCAAUCUAUACAUUUUAGCUGGCGCUCUUCGAUCUAAACGAAAAAUGCCCCUCUAUAUGCCAAGCGCUGCAGCAGCCCGAAAAAAGCUAUUAGUCAAAACGGCCGAGGUCGAAGAAGACAUGUCUAAAAAGGCACCGCCAAGCGAUAUAAAAAAACACAAGGAAUGGAGCGAUGUCUACAGUUUUUCAUACAGCGAGAGCUUGACCGGCUGUGUAGUUCAACUUGAGGAGCUAGAGAAGUAUACGAAACUUAUAGUUGGGGAGCAGGGAUUCGACGACGAAUUUCAAGACGAAGACGAAGAUGACGAUAAUCGUGUGCAAAAUGAUCAUUGA